UCAGAUAUCCAAGUACGAUAUCAUUGCUCUAUCUUCUCUUGUUAACAUCGAACUAGUAAAGAUCAUUGCAGUGUUAAAUUCAUCAGAGAUAUUCGAGGAUGAUACCGAUGCAGCAGCCAAGGAUGAUACCACUGCAACAACCGAGGAGGACGAUACCAAAACAAUAAAGGAGGGGUUUGAGCUUAUUUUUCAUUUUACUGAAAACUCCCACUUCACCAAUCCUGAACUCAGGGUGCAAUUUACUAAAGACAAGAAGGAUCAAUCAGAAAUCAUAGGGGAUAACAUAUGUUGGAAAGAAGGGUUUUUGAUUGACCUGACACGAGUGCCAGUGAACAAGGCGUAUAAACCUCCCACUGCCUCUCCAAAAGUUACGCAUCACAUUGUUAAUAAAGAGAAAAUGGAGGUAGAGGAGAUGCCAAGCCAUAGGAGCUUUAUCAAGACUGAAUUCGUUUCAAGUUUUUUCAAUUUGUUUGAGGAUGUGGUUCAUCAUAAGGGUAAAACUGUUGACGGUAAAACUGUGAUUGACCAAGAAAUGACCGAGGAAAUCGACUUCCAAUUGAUUCAAAAAUUUGAGAUUGGUGAAAAGAUUCGUGAUGUUAUCAUCCCACAUGCUGUUUCGUGGUACACCGGAGAAGCUGUUCAUGGUGAAGCCGUUGAAGAUUUUGAUGAGCGUAUUGAGGCUUUAAAAAGCUCGAGAGUGAGCAAACCAAACUGGAAAGCAGUUUCAAUGAGAAGAAAUCAAAGCUUGAACAAGAGUAUGAGAUUGUUUGUAUUGCGCUUUACGAUCAGAGAGAUGAAUAUAUUAAACAAGUUCCUGAUUUCUGGAUGGAUGCCAUGUGGGGAGAGGAUUUUCUUGCAGAUUAUAUCACAGAACGCGACAAGAAAGCUUUGUUACAUCUUCAAGAUGUUAGAUGCAUCAAGACUACCAACUGUUUCGAGCUAGAAUUCUACUUUUCUCCCAAUCCUUUUUUCGAGGAUACUACUCUGAAAAAGAAGUAUAACAUGGCUGAUGGUGUAGCGCACGUUUUAAAAGAUGCAACAGCGACAGAGAUCCGUUGGAAAGAGGGUAAGAAUUUGACAGUAAAGACGAUAGAAAAAAUACCAAAAUCUCACUCCUCUAGAACAAGGGAGAAGCCACAGCAGAGGAUAGUGACACCGAAGUGAACAAGAUGGAGCUCGAAUAUGACGUUGGGUCAGCUUUUCGUGACAAUCUCGUCCCUCAUGCCUGGAUUCAUUAUAAACAAAGUGCAGAUGGUGAAGUUGGACUGCUAAUAGCUCGAGCCAGGGCUGACGCUGAAAAUGCUUUGGAAAGUGCUCAUGCUAGUGUUGACACUGAAGCUUCAGACAUGACUGAUGACGUAGACAUGGUUGAUGCGAGUUAGCUAAGAAGAAGAAAGAGAUCAAUAACUCAGAUUCAGAUUGAGAGCAAGGAUUGACAAAUCCCAAGUAGUAGAAGUAGUAGUAGUAGUAGCAGUAGUAGGACUAGUUGAUUGACGAAACCCCUAACUAUGAUCAAUUACUGUUACUUGCCUUAAAAGUAAUAGCUGCGGAUUGUAUACAAAAAAUAAUAAGUUUUUUUAUCUGAUGGUCCCAUUUCUCUUUGGUUUUGAACUCAAUUAGCUUUUUUCCAUCGUUUGUAAAUGUAUACUGAGGUUGUAUUUUUCUCUUAAUGUACUGCUGCA
Papaver somniferum (opium poppy) is the source of this 1682-nucleotide messenger RNA. RefSeq lists its product as uncharacterized. The record is from RefSeq and is a predicted model, not a curated record. NCBI's taxonomy places the organism in Eukaryota, Viridiplantae, Streptophyta, Magnoliopsida, Ranunculales, Papaveraceae. Gene Ontology annotation, biological process: nucleosome assembly. The transcript is spliced from 7 exons. Gene Ontology annotation, cellular component: nucleus. Bases 398 to 943 code for a protein of 181 amino acids.